Messenger RNA from Trachymyrmex cornetzi, 2003 nucleotides. RefSeq names its product D-beta-hydroxybutyrate dehydrogenase, mitochondrial. The coding region runs from base 307 to 1272 and encodes 321 amino acids. Lineage: Eukaryota; Metazoa; Arthropoda; Insecta; Hymenoptera; Formicidae. The record is from RefSeq and is a predicted model, not a curated record. Gene Ontology annotation, biological process: steroid metabolic process. Gene Ontology annotation, molecular function: oxidoreductase activity. Gene Ontology annotation, cellular component: intracellular membrane-bounded organelle. The transcript is spliced from 6 exons.
CGGCCGAGUAUCGCAUAUACCGUUCCUCCUCGUAGGCAUUCCAAGCGGGAAUUCUCGAAAGCCAGUUGUGUUGUAGAAACCGUGGUGCGGCUUGCCCGCUCGCCGGUACUUUCGACCGAUCGUAAAGCCGACCGACGUUUCACAGCUCCGUCCCGGGGCCGCUUUCAGUAACACGGAAUUUCGCCACGAAAACGGACACAAUCGUUUUGCCUAUAGUGGACUAUUGGAAUCGCAACUCGCCCGGAAACCCCACCAAAGCGAACCCCGUGCAUAAAAUUCUGAGUUUCCUCGCGCCAAUCGGUCACAAUGGAUGUCGAAACCGGGGCCGUUUUGGCCCUGCAGAUAUUGGCUCUGUGCUCGAUAGUCGCAGCCCUGCUGGCUUACCUGAUGCGACAGUCCAGAAAUGCCGCCGACGAAUACGAGUCGCGUAACAAACGUCACGUACUCGUUACCAGCUGUGAUACAUGCGUAGGCUUGCAGAUCGCCCUUGCACUCUACGAAGCCGGCUACAAGGUGUUCGCAGGUCUGCUAGAUCCAACGGGUAGCUCGCCGUCGGUCAAAAUCUUGAAGGCGGUCGAGCUGGAGCGGCAGAAACAGGAUGAACCUGACGGUACGAGCGAUGGUGAUCCGCAGCAACCGGAAGCCGCACGUGCCCGUGGUCAAAUCGUGCCAUUGGAGCUGGAUCCGACAAGGGAGGACAGUUUGCACGCCUGUUUGGACGCUGUCAGGGCAAAACUUCCGGCCGGCGAGGAUGGUCUCUGGGCAGUCGUGCACACAGGUGGCUUGGUUUUACCAGGUGUCAUAGAGAAACAAACCAGUUCAAUGUGGGAGUCCAUGUUGCGUCACAACUUGGUUGCUCCGCUAAGAACAGCCAGAGUAUUCAUCCCUCUAUUGCGUAUCAAGAGAGGACGCAUCGUUCUUUUGGGCGACUCCGAAACGAGCUACGGCAGUAAGACAGGCUCUGGACUGGUGGCUUUCAGCGCGUCCCGAAGAGCCGUGGAAGGUGCCGCGGAGGCAUUAAAAAACGAAUUACAUUCAUCGGGUGUCGACGUCGUGCUUCUCAAACCGCCGCCAGUGAAUCCUCUCGUUCUUUAUGCAUCGCCCGUUCUCAAGACGGUCGAUGUGGAAUCUGGCGUAACAGCCUCGGAAGGGACGUGGACCGCUCCGCUAUCGAUUCAUUCCGUGCAGAACGCUCUGAUUCCUGCGAUUACGACGUCGUGUCCUUUAAGCGUUUACGAUAUGUCUGUCAAGCCGAAGGUCUUCUGUCGAUAAUACCAUGCCGUGUAAACGGACCGAAAGAUCACGAAAUGUAAUAAUGUCGUGGGACUCCUCGAGUCGAUGCAAUACGCAGCAUACGGAGACAAUGGGACGUGGAAUAUAAUGGUACACGCAUGUUUGCCGCCGGUGUCAUUACGUUGACGUGUUAUCCCACGUGCCCUAAAGCGUCAUGUGCGGAAUUUCUUUCUCGGUUUCGUGGUAUAGGCGACACUUGCUGCGUGUGAAUGAUGUCAUUUUUUCAUGUGCUCGUCCCGAGCGAUAUCUAUUAUGAAUUCUCGUUUUUGUUUCCCGUUCAUUUUUGUAUCGCGUUUGCUGUGUCAGGUCUUGGCACCGAUUUGAGGAAAUAUUUAUUAAAAGCCAGUAAUUUUUAUCGCCACUAAAUAAAUUCCUAAUUACCCUUAAUUCUUGAUAAGUUUCCCAUCCCUUUCCCCUUCGAAGGAAAAUUAUUCUAAUGUUAUUCUAAUGUUGUAAAAAUAAGAUCGCUCCCAAAGUAACUAUUAUACAGUCUAGCAUAUUUUAAAAUUGCACAUUCAGUCCGGUGGAUUUAUCUUCGAUUGCGAUGUUUAAAUAUUUGGUUGUGUAGCGACUUCACGAAAUGUAUAUUUUAAGAGGUUGAAACGGAAAAUGUGUUUUACUUGAAAGAUUCGAUGGACGUGUAUGCGAAGUUAAAAGAGUUUUCUGUAUUUGCGCAUGUGUAAAUAUCACAGAUGUAUUCUAUAAAAUGA